Neltuma alba is the source of this 1635-nucleotide messenger RNA. RefSeq lists its product as uncharacterized. Gene Ontology annotation, molecular function: nucleic acid binding; zinc ion binding. Bases 1 to 1635 code for a protein of 544 amino acids. The record is from RefSeq and is a predicted model, not a curated record. The transcript is spliced from 2 exons. Lineage: Eukaryota; Viridiplantae; Streptophyta; Magnoliopsida; Fabales; Fabaceae.
AUGGCCGAUACGGGGCAACGGAAAAUGCCACCAGAUCAUAAGCUAGCUGAAGAAACCUCCGGGAAAAACAAGAAGAAAAAGAUUGAAGAACCUCCGCAAGCAAUUAUGGAUGACCGGAUGGAAGAACAAGGUGAAGCAGAGCAACACUCGGCAGAAACGAAAAAGAACAUGGAAGGGGGUUUCGUCUCAUACAAAGCCUCCCUGAUGGGUUUCAACGGCGUGGCGCACGGCGCGAACCCGAUGGAGGAGGAUGAUCUUUUCAAUGCUGAGAGCGAGUUACAUUGGAAAUUACCGGAAGUAUCUGAAGAGUUCAAAAACCAAAUGGAAAUAUACCCUGUGGUUCCUGUAAGCGAGGAAGAAUUCAAUGAGUGGUGCCAGCCCUGGAAUUAUGCACUGGUGCUAACAGUGCUAGGUAGAAGGUUCAAUGUGUAUGCUCUAAAAGAUUACCUGCGAAUUUUGUGGGGUUUCUCGGACUUUGAUUUAAUCGACCUCCCAAAUAAUUACUUCCUCGUUCGCUUCAGCGAAUCUGAUCAAUGGAAAGCUCAUUACCGAAAAGUCUUAUAUGAUGGGCCAUGGGUAGUAAAACAACACUGUGUCCUGGUGCAGAGAUGGUUGUCAUAUUUCAACCCCCAUCAGAAUCCUCUGUGGCGGGUCGCCACAUGGGUGCGGAUCCCUGAUAUACCCAUGCACUAUUAUAACAGUCAUUGCAUUACCAGAAUAGGUGAUUGUAUUGGUCGAACUCUGAAGGUGGAUAUUAAUACUCUCAGCAAUGGCCUGCACACAAAUCAGACGAAGGUCGAGAGAGGCAAGUAUGCAAGAAUUUGCGUGGAGCUUGAUUUGCAAAAGAAACUGGUACCCAGAGUCAUUGUUGCUGGAGAAAUCUUCAAUGUAGAAUACGAAGGGCUAGGAGUAAUCUGCUUUGCUUGCGGCAGGUUUGGUCAUCGGCGUGAAGCAUGCCCCUGGAAAGUCAGUAUGAACACGCAAGAGCCAAGUGCUUCAACGUCACCGCCGAUCGUAGUUGCACCAUCGAAAAUGCCGGAAAAGAACAAGGCUGACACUGAUGAGACGUUUGGGGUAUGGAUGCUUGCUGGCAAAUCUUCUAGGGCUCAGUUCCCGAAGUAUGGAGAGCAGAAGCCUGGGUUGCGUACUGCAGCUAGUCAGCCGAAGGCUAAGCGAACAGAGAAAAUGUAUGUGCAGAAAUUGAGAUUCUCAGAUGCAGAAGGAAAGGCCAUUGUCCUUUACCAGAAGAAGAGGGCUCUAGAGGGGGUCAAGGAGCAACCACGUCGAGUUAGGAAUGAACAGGGGCGGAAAAAUGCUCAUAGUCCAAGGGUAUCUACUAAGGACCUGGGAAAGGAGAACCAGCCACCUCCGAAUGGGCCGAACUUUGGACCUGGGCCGGAUAAAAUUAUAAGAAACAAAGAAACUGAGGUAGCUUCACAAAUGGGCCAGACAAAACAGAUAAAGCAGAAGAGCCAGCGGACCCAUAGGGUGGUAAUGGGCAAUGUGGAACAAGCAGAAUCAAAAUUUGACGAAGCCCAAUUGAGUACAAUAGAUAGGUGCAACAUAGAAGAACCACACAUACCGUCCCAAGCACUUAAUCUCGUCACGAACACUAAUGACGAGCAACAGGGAUAG